Messenger RNA from Mucor velutinosus, 1296 nucleotides. RefSeq lists its product as uncharacterized. The record is from RefSeq and is a predicted model, not a curated record. The transcript has 3 exons. Bases 1 to 1296 code for a protein of 431 amino acids. Lineage: Eukaryota; Fungi; Mucoromycota; Mucoromycetes; Mucorales; Mucoraceae.
AUGCCUUCAACACAAGCUACCUUUAUGGCUACCUCGGCAAAUCCAUUGCAAUCAUCGGUAGCCUCCCCCUCCACGCAAUCAAGCCGUAUACCACGACCAAGACCUGCAUCACAUUUAGAUGAACAAUGGAGAAAGUCAAGCUCAUCAAGCUUAUCCUCCUCUUCAAAUGACAGUGGCUGGAAGACAUCAUCCUCAAAUAACAUCAAGAAAGAUAUAGAGACUUGGAAAAUGUCUGGUAAACCUCGUCAUGCUCAGCUUCACCAUGUGGCUGCUGCCGUUAUGGAUGAUGAUCCUUUGCUCAGAAGGCAAUCAGCAACCCCGACCAUGAUGGGCAUUAAUUCUCCUUGGCAACCCAAGCCUCUCCCACAAGAGCCAUCACCACCAGUGGCUACAGAACCUUUUAAUAUAGUAUAUCCCAUAGAACAUGCACCAUUUCAUCUCAAUACACCUUUACAACCACCCGCCUUUAUUAAUAACACAGUUGCACCAGAGUAUCAUUCAUACCCUCCAUCUUCAAACGCAUCCUACCCCAUCCAUAAUGACGCCAUGUAUCAAGCCAGUAAUGCCGAGUAUCCCCCAGCCAUGAUGAAUGCUGUAACAGCGCCUUAUCCAUCGACACCUUUUGACAGCUCAUAUCAACCACCCAUGACUAGCCUAAAUUACGAUAAUUACAUGCAUCAUGAUCAACCGCCACCACCACAACAAUUACCGCAAGAAUAUCCACCAUACAGCAACAUGCCUCCUCUUCCACCUCAGCAACAGCAUCAGUAUAACGAACAAUCAAUGUACCCUCCUUCUUCGUCGACAAUUUCUCAAGCUCCAUUACCAGCUCCUGUAAAUGCAAUGACAGCAACACCAACCAUGCCUAGCACUGCUGCUUCUCUUCCAGUAACAACCUCAAAUGGCACUGUAGAAGAUAAAUCUAAAAAGAAAAAGGAGAAGCCAGAAAAAAAAGUACGCCAGAUCACAGUGCAGUCUAUCAAUGCCGAGCAUCGAGUGUGGAUUGAUGUGCUGCCCUCAGAAACUGGACUCUCGUUAGCGGAAAAGAUUCAUAUUAUUGCUACAUUUAGGACUCGGAAGAUCGUUUCAAUUGCGACUGCUUCGGGUAGAAAGGUGCCUUUAGAUAAUCGGCCUGUGUUUGGCAGUUGGAUGGAAAUGGAGAAUUUUGUAGACGGUGAGCGUUGGACUGUAGAAUGGAGAGAGAAUGACAGAGGUGUGGUAGACAGAUUCUUUUCCAAAGUGGUGCAAGCUGGUGGUGGUAAGCGAAGAGAUCAUGUAGUAAAGGAAAAGGAUUAG